Aspergillus pseudotamarii is the source of this 495-nucleotide messenger RNA. RefSeq lists its product as uncharacterized. Lineage: Eukaryota; Fungi; Ascomycota; Eurotiomycetes; Eurotiales; Aspergillaceae. Bases 1 to 495 code for a protein of 164 amino acids. The record is from RefSeq and is a predicted model, not a curated record. The transcript has 4 exons.
AUGGCUAAUCGAGAUUACUACGGCAACAACGUCCCCCUCGACUUGGUAGGGGAACAGGAGAGCCGGCAGUUUCUUCAUACUCAAACUCGAAUCCAGAGUCCAGACGCACAGUCCAAUCUUAGCCCAUCUUCUAAUCAGGAUACUCACAAUCCUUCUCCCGCUCCAAGCACCACCCAACACACCACCUACGAACAAGACCAAACGCAGUGGCGAGACCCCGCCAGCCCCGAAUAUGGAUCGCACAGCGCGGAGGGAGAAAAAGGGCUGGGAUCAACUAUCGUCGGCGGCGCGGGGGGCGCGUUCGUCGGUCACGAAGUCGGCAAGAAGUCAGAGCAUGUCAUGCGGUCAAAGAUCAUGGACAGGAUCAUGGACAAAAUCAAGGGUACGGUCAAGGGUACGAUCAUGGCUACGAUCAUGGGUGCGGUCAUAGGCUUAGAGCUAAACAUGGGUGUGGGCUGGGAGGGAGACUUAGAGAGCGGAGAAUUGAGAGGUUAG